Molecule: messenger RNA, 2379 nt
Organism: Gekko japonicus
Lineage: Eukaryota; Metazoa; Chordata; Lepidosauria; Squamata; Gekkonidae
Gene: TENT4B
Product: PAP associated domain containing 5
Exons: 13
Coding region: 88-1926 (612 amino acids)
Biological process (GO): RNA 3'-end processing
Cellular component (GO): nucleolus; TRAMP complex
Molecular function (GO): poly(A) RNA polymerase activity; mRNA binding
Source: RefSeq, a predicted model, not a curated record
AGCGCUGGGAGCCGGUGGGUGCCUCCGCCGGGCCCGCCGCCGCCUGGGCCGGGCCGGGCGACGUCUGUCGGGCCGGGUCCGCGUUUGAUGGAUCCCCGGAUCGCCUGGUUCCAGCCAGAGCAGCUCGGGCCCUCCAACCGCCUGUGGAUGCAGAUCUGGGAGACCACGCAGGGCGUCCGCAACCUCUACUUCCAGCAGCAGCAGCAGCAGCAGCAGAGCGCCGCCGCCGUCGCCGCCACACGGAAGCGCGACAACAAGGCCAGCACCUUCGGCCUCAAUUACAGCCUCUUCUUAGGCCCCGCCGGGGAGAGCCGCGGCCCGGCGCCGGGAGACGGGCCCCUGGGGAGGCCGCAAGCCGGGCCGGAGGAGCCCGCCUACACCGGUACGCCGUGGAAGAAGAGAAAUUACAGCCAAGGAGUGGUGGGCCUUCAUGAAGAGAUUAUUGACUUCUACAAGUACAUGUCUCCCAGAUCCGAAGAGGAAAGGAUGCGGAUGGAGGUGGUCAAUAGGAUAGAAAACGUUAUAAAGGAGCUCUGGCCCAAUGCAGAGGUGCAGAUAUUUGGAAGUUUUAAGACUGGUUUAUAUUUACCUACUAGUGAUAUCGAUUUAGUUGUGUUUGGAAAAUGGGAGAAUUUGCCUCUCUGGACCCUUGAAGAGGCUCUCCGAAAGCACAAUGUAGCUGAUGAAAAUUCAGUAAAGGUUUUAGACAAAGCAACUGUCCCUAUUAUUAAACUGACUGAUUCCUUUACCGAAGUAAAAGUCGACAUCAGCUUCAAUGUACGGAACGGGGUAAAAGCUGCUCAUCUCAUCGCAGAUUUUAUCAAGAAAUAUCCUGUAUUGCCAUAUCUAGUUUUAGUAUUGAAACAGUUUUUGCUGCAGCGGGACCUCAACGAAGUAUUCACAGGUGGAAUCGGUUCUUAUAGUCUUUUUUUAAUGGCUGUCAGCUUCCUCCAGCUGCAUCCCAGGGAAGAUGCCUGCACGCCCAAUGCCAACUACGGUGUCCUUUUAAUAGAGUUUUUUGAAUUAUACGGGCGUCAUUUCAACUACUUGAAAACAGGCAUCCGAAUAAAGGAUGGCGGUUCAUACGUGGCCAAGGACGAAGUGCAGAAGAAUAUGCUGGAUGGGUACAGACCAUCGAUGCUUUAUAUCGAAGACCCGCUUCAACCAGGCAACGAUGUCGGGAGGAGCUCUUACGGUGCCAUGCAAGUGAAGCAAGCCUUCGAUUAUGCAUACGUCGUCCUGAGCCACGCAGUAUCGCCGAUAGCUAAAUAUUACCCCAACAACGAAACUGAAAGUAUAUUAGGAAGAAUAAUCAGAGUAACGCAAGAAGUGGCGACGUACAGAGACUGGAUAUCCAAGCAGAGGGGGGUGCAGAACAGCACAGAGACUUCAUGCAAUGGGAACGGGGUGACCCCGAUCGACAACCAGCAGCUAGACGAGUGCAACAAUAACCUUUCCGAGGAGUGCGAGUCGUUAGGAAAACCCAGAAGUAAAACCUCUGAGACGCCGAGCAAGCACUCAUCAAACUCUUCCUCGGGACCUCUGUCGUCAUCGUCUUCUACGCUUUCCAGUUCCAGCGAUGUAGAGUCUGACGGGACGCCGUGCAAAACCUCUAAACAGCUGGCCAGCCGUCAGACGGCAGCCAGCCGAACGGUGGCUCAGGACGUCUCGCUGGGGCCCACGCAGCCAGGUGGGAAAAUGCCGAGCAGCCAAACAGCAAACCUAUCCGGAGUGGCAAACAAAUCACAGCACGGAUCCACGCGGCUGUUCCGCGCUUCUUCCAACAAAGGCUUCCAAGGUCCAGCCAAUUCAAGCCACGGUACCUUGGUGACUAACAAGCCACACCCGGGCAGCAAAUCACACCAGUAUUACGGGAAGAAAAGGAAACACAAGAGGGACCCGGUCCUUUCGGAUCUUUGUAGAUAGUUUUCCCUUUUCUGGACGGUGAACUGUUCUUCUGUGUGUGAUGGCCUCGUGCCACAAGGAUAAGUUGGACAGCGACUCCCCAGGUCUCGUCUGGACUCUCCCAAGACUGUGGGGGGGGGGGGAGAAACCCGACAACGUUGAUUAGCGGCGUGUUAUAAGUUUUCCAGCUUGCCACGGAACAGAUCAUGAAGACUGAUAACAGCAACAAUGGGGGGGGGGAGGGGAAGAGGAGGAAAAAGCCGCUCCCGAAAAGGCAUAUGCUACAACAGGGUUGUUUAGGAUAUAUAAAAGCUUGAAUGUAAAAUAAAUAUCUCCCAAAAGCUUUUAUGAUGACCUCAUGAGGGCGUGGGACUCAGUGUGUUUAGGGCGGGGCUGGUCGUGAACUCAGAACGGGUCAAACCAUUAAAAAGCGAGAAGGGGGGGGCACCUGUGUUUUGGGGGAAGCCCAGACUA